UUGGCGUGGUAAAGAUUUAACGUAGCAAAAAUGUACACUUUUGGCAAAAUAAAUUCCUUCGAAGGAAAGUUAAACCUAAAGCAAAUCGUCAAUGAGGUCGACUUUGAGGAGAUGGAGGAAGCGUUGAAUAUUUGUGACCUUUCGGUGCUGGCUAAAAAAUAUAAAACCUGGCAAAGGCAUAUGCCGCGUGUGAAACCAUACUACGCCGUAAAAUGCAACGACGAUGCAUUAAUUGUCAAAGAGUUGGCUGACUUGGGCACCGGAUUUGAUUGCGCCUCCAAAAAUGAAAUAAAAUUAGCACUCGAAGCGGGCGCCAGUCCGGAGCACAUAAUAUUUGCAAAUCCUUGCAAGCCAGCGUCUCAUCUCCAAUAUGCGAAAGAGAAGCAAGUUAUGACAAGUACAGUGGAUACGGAGUAUGAAAUCUACAAAAUUUUUAAGCACUUCCCCGAAUCAAACUUGGUGAUACGUUUCCGCUGCGAGGCAAAGGCUGCCCAGUGCCCACUAGGCGAUAAAUUCGGUUGUAAUGCUGAGGCUGACGCUGCGGCCUUGAUGCUCUUGGCUAAAAGUCUAAAUCUCUCCGUAACAGGCACAAGUUUUCACGUUGGCUCCGGCUGCAGCGACUUUCCGGCCUAUAAUAGAGCCAUUGCUACGGCCAAGAAUUUAUUUAAAUUUGGUGAAAUGAUUGGAUUUGACAUGAAAAUUUUGGACAUUGGCGGUGGAUUUCCAGGAGCAGACGACGACAAAUUUGCAACUAUAGCCGAUAUUGUCAACGAGUCACUACAGAAAUAUUUCCCCGAAGAUAAUAUUGAAAUAAUAGCUGAGCCUGGUCGUUUCUUCGUCGCCUCAGCGUACACUCUGAUCUGUAAAAUCCACGCCAAACGCGAUGUCCGCACAGACAAGAAAACGGAUUUGAAAAUGUACUACGUAAACGACGGAGUAUAUGGAUCGUUCAAUUGCGUUCUGUAUGACCACCAGGAAGUUACAGCACAACAUUUCUUAGAGGAGAAUGAGAGUUUGAAAAAAUUCAAGACUUUGAUAUGGGGCCCCACUUGCGAUGCUUUAGACAAGAUUACCGAGAAUGCAUACUUGCCAAAUCUAACGUGUGGAGACUUGAUAGGCUUUCCAAAUAUGGGUGCCUAUACAGUGCCGAUUGCAAGUCCUUUCAACGGUUUUCUGGUGCCGAAAACACUUUAUUUCAAGGCGAUCGAUGAGAUUAUAUGAAAUCGAAAAUAUGUAAAUUUUUUUUUUAAUAUAUAAAUGGGCUAAAAGGUGAAAGAAAUUUAUUAUUAUCAA
Messenger RNA from Anastrepha obliqua, 1293 nucleotides. Its product is annotated as ornithine decarboxylase 1-like. The record is from RefSeq and is a predicted model, not a curated record. Gene Ontology annotation, cellular component: cytoplasm. The transcript is spliced from 8 exons. Gene Ontology annotation, molecular function: ornithine decarboxylase activity. The coding region runs from base 31 to 1221 and encodes 396 amino acids. NCBI's taxonomy places the organism in Eukaryota, Metazoa, Arthropoda, Insecta, Diptera, Tephritidae.